UGGCAUCAUUUUAUUUUCUGUCGUGAAACGAAGUAUAAGUGAGUUGUACCGAGCACAUAAAAUUUUACUGAACAGAUUUUGUAGUCAGAUUUUGAAAGCAAAAAACUAAUUUUAUUUCGUAAAGCUAUAAAAUAUUCCUUAAAAAAUGUCGCUGUUUGGUUCAUUAAUGGGAGAUUUUGAUGAUGAUAUAUUUGGAAAUCCUAUGAACGCAAUGAAUAUGCAAAUGCGUUCGAUGAAUCGUUUAAUGAAUUCAAUGAUGGCGCCAAAUCCAUUCAAUAUGUUGGCACCCAUUAAUCUUGGCUUUGAGGAUAAUGCGCUAAUGGAACGUCAUAAUCAACCAAAUCAAAUGGGGUUGUUUGGCUUCCCAGCUAUGCCAAAUAUAAAUCGUCUUUUAAAUGCUGAUUUGAAUGGUGGAGGCGCUGGUGCUUCAUAUUGUUCAAGCUCUGUUGUUACGAUGUCAUCGGGCCCUGACGGUCGUCCACAAGUUUAUCAAGCUACAACUAGCACAAAAACUGGUCCAGGCGGUGUACGUGAAACUCGCAAAACAAUACAAGAUUCAACAAAAGGUAUUAAAAAAAUGGCUAUAGGCCAUCAUAUUGGCGAACGUUCACAUAUUAUUGAAAAAGAACAAGAUUUAAAUUCUGGUCAAUUGGAAGAACGUCAAGAAUUUAUUAAUUUGGAAGAGGAAGAAGCUGAAGAUUUUGAUCGUGAAUUCACAUCACGUGCACAACGUGGUAUGGUGACUGGAGGUGCAGUGCAUCGCCCACGCCAAGCAAUAACCAUUGAAUCCGUCGACGAUGAUGAUGAUUAUGAAGAACAAAGAAACCGUCAUCGUCGACAGAUGCCAGCUUUGCCCGCACCACCAUCACACAACAGGUUAGUUUGUUAUAGAUGUUAAUAAUUGUAUGCAAUU
Teleopsis dalmanni is the source of this 913-nucleotide messenger RNA. Its product is annotated as myeloid leukemia factor-like. The transcript is spliced from 3 exons. Gene Ontology annotation, cellular component: cytoplasm; nucleus. Lineage: Eukaryota; Metazoa; Arthropoda; Insecta; Diptera; Diopsidae. Bases 146 to 898 code for a protein of 250 amino acids. Gene Ontology annotation, biological process: regulation of DNA-templated transcription. The record is from RefSeq and is a predicted model, not a curated record.